AUGGCUACUUCCACCGAGGCUAUCACUCAUUCCUCCUCUCAUACCACUCCUGCCGUGACGAGACGCCGGUCCUCCUCUCAUUCUACCCAGAAGAAGCCAUGGCAGCAAUCAGGACGACCUUCCUUUCACUCAAGCCAUUCUCGGCCCACAGCAGAAGAAAUUCAGCACUUGUCGCAUCAGACCAGUCGGUCAUCCAAGCGACAUGUUCAGGCGUGGUACAAGAUUCGUUGGUUCAGAGGCAUGAUUGACGAUGUGAAGAGACGGGCGCCUUUCUAUUGGAGCGAUUGGCGAGAUGCCUGGGAUUAUAGAGUGGUGCCGGCGACCGUAUAUAUGUACUUCGCAAAUAUCCUCCCAGCAUUGGCGUUCUCUCUCGAUAUGUUCACCAAAACGCACAACUCCUUUGGGGUCAACGAAGUUCUUCUGGCUUCUGUCCUGGGCUGUGUGGUGUUCUCGCUAUUUGCGGCACAACCUCUGGUCAUUGUUGGGGUGACAGGUCCUAUAACGGUGUUCUCCUACACAGUAUACGAUAUCGUCGUACCUAAAGGAAUCAAUUACUUUGCCUUCAUGGCUUGGGUAGGUAUAUGGUCCUUGAUUAUGCAUUGGAUCCUUGCCAUUACCAACAGCUGCAAUGCCUUGACCUAUGUCACGAGGUUCAGCUGCGACACCUUUGGAUUCUACGUGGCAUUUAUUUACCUACAGAAAGGAAUCCAAGUGUUGACGCGUCAGUGGGAAUUGGCCGGAGCUGAAAGUGCAUAUCUCUCAGUCAUGGUGAGCCUCCUUGUGUUGGGCUUUGCCUAUGGUUGUGGUAUUCUCGGUGAAAGCAAUCUUCUCCAAAGGCACGUGAGAAAAUUCAUCGAAGACUACGGUACUCCUUUGACCAUUGUUUUCUUCACCGGGUUCGUGCAUUUCGGCCAUAUGAAAGAUGUCUCCGUCGAAACUCUUCCAACCAGCAAGGCGUUUUUCCCCACGGCUGAUCGUGGUUGGUUUGUCCAUUUCUGGGAUAUCGGAGUUGGCGAUGUUUUCCUAGCCAUUCCAUUUGCUAUACUAUUGACCAUCUUGUUCUGGUUCGAUCACAAUGUGUCCUCUCUUAUUGCGCAAGGAUCAGAGUUUCCUCUCCGGAAACCACCAGGCUUCCACUGGGAUAUUUUCCUCCUUGGAUUGACCACCGGCGUUGCUGGUCUCUUGGGGAUCCCAUUUCCCAACGGUUUGAUCCCACAAGCACCCUUCCACACCCAGUCCCUCUGCGUGACUCGCCAAAUCACGGAUGAGAAAUCUAAAGGACUCAUUCGUGUGACGGACCACGUGGUGGAACAGCGCGUUAGUAAUCUGGCACAAGGUCUUCUUUUCCUUGUCACCAUGACCGGACCGCUCCUCAUCGUCCUCCACUUGAUCCCUCAGGGUGUCCUCGCUGGGCUUUUCUUUGUGAUGGGCAUGCAGGCCCUCGUGGGCAACGGGGUCACGCAAAAGAUGCUUUUCUUAGCACGAGACCGCGAGCUCACUGACGCGAACGACCCCUUGGCCAGGCUUGAACGAAGAUCCUCGAUCUGGGUGUUCGUGGCGAUUGAGCUGAUAGCCUUUGGUGCAACCUUUGCAAUAUCUCAGACCAUCGCGGCAAUCGGAUUCCCCGUCAUCAUCUUUGCGCUCAUCCCUCUCCGCACAUGGUUAAUGCCGAAAUGGUUCCGAGAUGAGGAGCUAAGAGCCCUCGACGCUCCCACAGCAGGUCCGUUCGUGAUGGAGAGCGUUGGCGGAGCGUACGGAGAAAGUGGGACGACUACACCAGACCUCAAUUCGCCCGACGAUACGGCCGUGGUAGAGGAUAGCCUCGAAAGAGGUGAGAGUUAUGAGCUAGGGAAUACACAUGCUACUUCCUCCGGCGGGCGUUCGCGGCCACGAAGGCCGUCCCAGGGUCAUGUUGAGUAA
Exophiala bonariae is the source of this 1920-nucleotide messenger RNA. RefSeq lists its product as uncharacterized. Lineage: Eukaryota; Fungi; Ascomycota; Eurotiomycetes; Chaetothyriales; Herpotrichiellaceae. Gene Ontology annotation, cellular component: basolateral plasma membrane; plasma membrane; fungal-type vacuole. Gene Ontology annotation, biological process: borate transport; transmembrane transport; monoatomic anion transport. Gene Ontology annotation, molecular function: borate efflux transmembrane transporter activity; solute:inorganic anion antiporter activity. The transcript is spliced from 3 exons. The record is from RefSeq and is a predicted model, not a curated record. The coding region runs from base 1 to 1920 and encodes 639 amino acids.